AUGGCGGACGGCGAGGAUGCCCCCAAGAAGCGAACCUUCAAGAAGUACUCAUACCGUGGCAUCGAUCUCGACAAAUUGCUGGACAUGAGCAACCAGGAUCUCAUGGAGCUUUUUUGCGCGCGCCAGCGUCGAAAGUUCAGCCGCGGGAUCAAGCGCAAGCCGAUCACGGUGCUCAAGAAACUGCGCAAGGCAAAGCGUGAGACCGCCUACGGGGAGAAGCCGGAGGCAGUGAAGACGCACCUGAGAAACAUGGUCAUCGUGCCAGAGAUGAUCGGGAGCGUGGUUGGCGUUUACAACGGCAAGCAGUACAUCAACGUGGAGAUCAAGCCAGAGAUGAUCGGACACUACUUGGGAGAGUUUUCGAUUACCUACAAACCGAUCAAGCACGGCCGCGCGGGGAUGAUGGGCAAGAACUCCCAGUUCGUGCCGCUCAAGUGA
This is a messenger RNA of Symbiodinium sp. CCMP2456, 438 nucleotides long. The record is from the annotation of a GenBank genome assembly. Lineage: Eukaryota; Dinophyceae; Suessiales; Symbiodiniaceae.